Diabrotica virgifera virgifera (western corn rootworm) is the source of this 3110-nucleotide messenger RNA. RefSeq lists its product as uncharacterized. NCBI's taxonomy places the organism in Eukaryota, Metazoa, Arthropoda, Insecta, Coleoptera, Chrysomelidae. The coding region runs from base 35 to 553 and encodes 172 amino acids. The transcript is spliced from 2 exons. The record is from RefSeq and is a predicted model, not a curated record.
UGCUGUGAGAUACAUCGAUAGUCUGCCAAACUAUAUGGAUCUCGGAAGCGGUUUGAAAAUAAAAUCCAGUGAGCCUGAAAGAAUUUCCAGACACGCUACCAUUUCAUCUCUGCCAGACGAACAUCGAGCUAGAGAAGAUGCCUUGGAUAAUUUACUUUUUGAAAGAUUUAGCGAGUUCAUGAAGUCGCAUACUUUCGAAUAUAAGGUUCCAGAUGACACUAUCAACGAUCUGAAUAAGUCUGUUGAGGAAGGAAGAAAGAAAAAGGGAGGUGGAAUGAAAAUGAAAUCGAUGAUGAUGAUUCUUACAUUGAAAGCCGCAACUAUCGGAGCCAUUGUGCUUAAACUAAUUGGCAUGGUAGCAUUUAAAGCUCUCCUUAUAGCUAAAGUGGCAUUCACAAUUUCCAGCAUUAUUGCCCUCAAGAAACUGGUGGAAACCAAGCACCAUACAUCAACCUACGAAGUAUUGGCCGCCCAUCCCCAUUAUGAUGAGCACAAUCAUUUUGAUAGGUCGUUUAAACAUGAGUUACCUUACAGAGGGUACAAUGGUGCAUAAAAAUUUAGAUUACAAGCUCUUUUUAAGUACUAACAAUUGUUUUGUAUUACUUGCUAAGUUUGGUGACUGAAUAUGGAAUAUUUGGGUCUAUGAUAUGGGGACUAGUAUUUUAGCUAUUUAUUUUUAGCUUUGUAAGUUUUAUCGUUUUAGAUUUGCUCUACAAUAAUUACUUUUAAUCAGUAGACAACAAAAACUAUUUUACAUUUUCUCCUGCUUAUGUAUAAGCGAAUUUUGGGUUAUUUAAAAAACCAAAGAAGAUGGUUGAAAAAACGACUAAGAAUAAAGUAGUAAUCUUAAGAUACACACAUUAAAAAGAGUAAGAAAAGUAUCUAUUCUCUUUUAUUAUUAUUUCAGUCCUCAAAAUUCAAAACCCGUUAAGUCCAUUAAAACGAAUUUUAACCAAAAAGGAAAAAAUUUGUCUCUGUUUGAAAUAACCAUCAUUAAAGUAUACUAUUUUUGUUUGACUAUAUCUACACUAGGGUGGAUCGAAAAAUCGAAGUUUCGAAAACUGUUUUGGAAUAGUGCGCAAAAGUUGCCAAUUAAUGUUACAAACCUAAUUUUAUUUGCGAUUUUUCAAAAAAAUUUCAUCUUCUGCCCUCUACCGGAGGUUGAAAAAAUAAAAAAAAUAAAAAAUACGAACUUGAUUUUAAUUGAAAAGUUACGUAAUAAGUACAGGUUCUUAUCAUAAAAAUGAUAUCCAAUUGCAAUAUUUUUGAAAUAUGUCAUAUUUAUUCUUCUACCCACUCCCUACCCUCCCCCUUAAUUUUGAUUAACUAUUGUUUGUAGUCUCUUUUGGACUCAAAUUUUUACAUAUCUUUGCGCGAAUCAAUUUUUGCCUUGAUAAAAUUGUCUCUUUUUUGUGACCCAAUAACCGACGAAGAUGCUUCAAUUACAAGCUUCACGAUUCUCUCUACAGAUUGGGUGUGACAGGGAAAUGUAGCGAUGUCAAUGAUUUUCACAGGAGAUCCGGAAAUAAUAUUUUUUAAAUCCUCUACUUUCAAACCUUGAAGCAAUGGAGGGCAAGUUAUUUUAUUGUUUUGUCAAUCAAUAAAAUCAAUAUAGUCAUCUGCUUCAAAAUUAAUUUGUGGAAUAAUAAAAGGUAGGAUGUUAGAUGAAUUAUUAUUGGCCUUAGUUUUUGCAUUGAGAAUGCGACGAAGUGCAAGGUCUCUUAUAUGCGGUCGAGCGUCAUGCAUCUUGCAUAGCAGAAGAUUUUACGGAUCUAAAAAAAUAGGCAUUUCUUUGAAUUACAGGGUCUAUAAAAGUUUUCAAAUUUUGCUCUAAGUAUCAACUACGCUUAAUUGUUUGUAAAACAUGCUUUGCACCAUUCACACAUGAUGAAUUGCAUUUGAUCUGAAACCAUAAAGGAGCAUAAACCGUGACAGUAAAUUUGGUCAGUUCCUUUAAUUCUAAUGUUGGAUUUUCAGUGCUAACAUAAAGACGUAUAAUGCGAUUCGCCAAAGUUAGCCAUCGAGAAUGACUUAACUUUCCAGGGCUUUGGUUUAAAAAUCCACAGAACAUUCCCCUGUAGAAAUUGAGACACAAAUUUGAAACAAAUAUUUCUGAUCGGCACUUAAGUCAAUUAAAUCUACUUCUGGUAACUCACAGUCCGGCAUAUUUUCGCAAUGCACUAUUUGAUUUCCUAUAGUUCCUGCAAAAGCUCUUGGAUUUUGAGUUUGACCGUCAAGCUUUUGGAAAAGAUGCCGUAAAAGCAAUUCAUUCGCGUGAAGCUGACAGAUAAAUCUUUGUAAAGGGCGGCCUAACUUUAACUCUAUAGUUGAGAAAUUAUACCAUUUUUUCUUCACAUAUUUACCACAGUUCCGUCAUAUCCUACUACCACUAGUUCUUCUAGAUUUUACCUAUAAUUCCCUAAAAAGUUCACAAUACUUUGAUAAAUGCUUAAAACAGAUCCAGAAAGGGGUACUGUGUGACCUAAAAAUAUAGAGCCUGGCUCUUGAACUAAUGAAACGUGCUCUUCAAGUGCGGUUCUUCUGUGUGGCUUGCCUUCAAUAUUUUCGAUAACGAAGGUUUUAUCUUUCAGGACAGAUUGCAAUUGCGCCCAGCGGUCAGGAAGGAGGAAGACCUAACCCUUCGGUCCAAACCUAACUUUAGGGUAUUAGAGUGUAGAGUACCCCAGGAGGUAUUUGACCGCUGCGCGCAAUCACAACCCAUCCAUCUUUCCUUCCGUCAAAAUAUAUGGCCUUCAAAGUUUCGGGGGAGUUUUGCACAAAACCUUUUCUUGAUUGAUCUCUUGCUCUUCUCAGUUUAUUUCUUGAAGGUCCAAAGUCGCAGGACCCCCGCACCCCGAAGAUUGGACUAAUAGACUAAACAAACCAGGGCCGCCAGGACCGGGCUUUUGUUAAUGAUGCCAAAAAAUUGUUUUUUUUUCAUUCUUCAAAGGCCGGUAGAGGGCAGAAGAUGUAAUUUUAUCAAAAAGUUGUAAUAACACUUUUUUAUUGUCGUUACUAAAGGAAACUUUUGGCGGGUAUUCCAAAUCAAUGUGUUAAUUUUUUUAAAAUAUUGCGAUAAUUGAUCCACCCUAAUCUACACCUAAUAAAUG